AUGGACGAUUCAACUGCAAGAUAUUUCGCGAUCUUGAUCGGGGUGAACUUCUACCCAGCCGAGUAUUCAUCGUUGCAUGGAUGUGUGGGCGACGUCGAACAAGUCGCCCAAGUCCUGAGUAGCGCAAUAACCAGAUUGCACCUGCACAAGUUCACGGCAAGCUCAGCGACGGAUGCCCAUCCUCACCGGCCACCCGAAGACCGGGAGUUCUGGCCGACAUACCAUCAUGUGAUGUCAAGCUUCGAACAAGUAUCUUCGCUUGCUAAAACCGGAGACUAUGUUUAUGUACAUUACUCUGGCCACGGCACGACCACCCCAUCCGUAGAUGAUAGCUCUGGCUCCUUUCCUGAGGAUCUAGCUCUUGUACUUCUGGAGGAAAAGGAUGCUAUCGGCAUAAGGUAUCUUCGUGGAGCAGAGCUAGCGAACUGUCUCAAGCAUCUGGCUGAUAAAGGGUUGAUCAUAACGCUUGUCCUCGACUGCUGUUUCUCCGGAGGAGUUAUGCGUGAUGGCGAAUUGGUGCGAUACCUUCCAUAUGACCAUGAGGUCGAUAAGGCACACCUUUCUGCCCCAGGCCCGCCAUCGCGAGAUGCCUCGAUGCGGCUCAACUGGCUAGUGGACCCAGACGGAUAUUGCAUCCUCACAGCGUGCGGGCCAACGGAGACGGCACGCGAGCUUAUUGUCAAGGGCGGUCAGAGGCAUGGAGCACUGUCAUACUUCCUUUUGAGGACACUCGCUAAGUUUGGCGGGAUUCGCGGGCGGCAAGAGCACAUCUACCAUCACCUCUGCGCUAGGUUCCGAGGUGCGAUUGGAUACAAACAGACCCCCAUGUUCUACGGCAACAAAAGCCUCGGCUUUUUUGGGCAUAUCGACAGGCAGAUUGAUUCAGCGCCCAUUCCAGUCAUCAAAAUGCGGAAUGGUGUUCUUCAGUUGCAAGCUGGCCAGGCACAUGGGAUCACCGAAGGUGAUGAGUUUAUUGUCUACCAGGUAACAGAUAUGGAUGUGAAUUUCAAAUUAAAGAAGAAUGGGGCAAUUGCUAGCAUCGCUAACGUGAGAGCUUUUGACUCUGAAUUGAAGCUAUUUGACGGCGCCUCGGCUAGAGUCGAUACGGGGUGGAUGGCCACAGCGCUUACGUGUCUCAGAAUGGGUAGCCAUUCUGUCGAAUUCGAUGAUAAACUCAUAUCAACCUAUCCGUGGGCGACAGACGUUGACGAGCGGCGGUUCUUGGGCCUUAGUGGUUCCGAAACCACAAAAGGCGAGGAGUCGGUCUCAUUCUUCGUGAUCUCAACCAAGGACGGAUACGAGAUUCAGAAUCAUCUCCACGAGACAAUUGUUAAGAGAGCCGUCGGUAAUGUUGAUAGGCGAGCCGCAAGUCAGCUACUAGACGAGCUUGAACAUGCUGCCAAAUUUGGAUUCAUGAAGAAGUUGUCCAACGAAGCAUCUUCAAGCGAGGGGCAUCCGCUUAGCGAUUUCACCGACAUUCAACUAGUCAACGAAGUGGGCCAUACUUUUAACCCUGGCUGUUUAAAUUUCGGGCCUCACCACACUGCAUCCAAGAACAGUCUCAGUGAGAAUCAGGUCCUCUAUCUGCAUGUCUACAACUUGAGCCCAUCCUAUGAGGUGGAAAACAUCCUCAACGGGGACUACUUGGUCGUUCCGGCGCGUGUUAGGGGCCAAGGGCAGGAAAGAAAUUCAUACUCGCCAGGCACGUGCAAGAAAAAGAUACAGUUUAAUUUACCGAUUGAAAUGAAGGAACAAGGCCUCCAAGAAUGCGAAGAUAUCAUAAAGGUUUUCUUGACUACAAAACCGGUUUCCUUCCUAUCACUAGAAUUGCCUAAGCUGGGGGAGAGGGUUGAGCAUCCAUCCCAAGGAGAGGCUAGAGGUCAAGAACCGAAUUCGGUGUCAGAUGAUUGGAUCGCGGUGAACUUCCGUAUAAAGACGAAAAUAUUAAGCUAA
This is a messenger RNA of Truncatella angustata, 1953 nucleotides long. RefSeq lists its product as uncharacterized. The record is from RefSeq and is a predicted model, not a curated record. The coding region runs from base 1 to 1953 and encodes 650 amino acids. NCBI's taxonomy places the organism in Eukaryota, Fungi, Ascomycota, Sordariomycetes, Amphisphaeriales, Sporocadaceae. Gene Ontology annotation, molecular function: cysteine-type endopeptidase activity. Gene Ontology annotation, biological process: proteolysis. The transcript is spliced from 2 exons.